AUGGCGUGGCGUGAAGCUUUGAAAAAACCAGUAGCUAAACCAACAGCACCAAAACCAAAAUUUAAUACUCAAGCUGAUGAUUGGGAAACCGACAUUAAUUAUGAAAAUCAAACAGAUGAAAAAUCUCAACGUUAUGGUUCAACAAGUGUACCUGGUUCUGGUCGAGUAGAUCAUGUUGAUUUUAAAUCUCUUCAAGAAAAAGUUAAAACAGCUGAUAAUACGGUUAAACAAAUAUAUCAAGAUAAAAAUCCUAAUCGUGGUUAUGGAGGAAAAUAUGGAACAGAUCGAGUUAUGGAUAAAUCUGCAGCUGAUUAUUCAUACAAAGCUGAUGUUUCAAAACAUUCCUCACAAACAGAUUGUAAAAAAGGAUUUGGUGGUGUAUAUGGAGUUGAUGAACAUGCAAAAGAUAAAUCUGCCGUUGGUUUCGAUUAUAAAGGAGAAGUUGAAAAACAUCCAUCACAAACAGAUUUUUCAAAAGGCUUCGGUGGUAAAUAUGGCACUGAUCAAAAUGCACAAGAUAAAUCAGCAGUAGGCUUCUCUCAUAGAGAACAAGUUCCAAAACAUCCAUCACAAACAGACUUUUCAAAAGGUUUUGGCGGUAAAUAUGGUACUGAUUCCAAUGCACAAGAUAAAUCAGCAGUAGGCUUCUCUCAUAUAGAAACAGUUCCAAAACAUUCAUCACAAAAAGAUUAUAAUGUUGGUUUUGGUGGUAAAUAUGGUAUUCAAAAAGAAGAACCUAGCCGAUUGGCAGCUUCAACAACACCACCUUCUGAACGACAUGUUACUGAAAAACCUGCACAACCGGUUGGUAGUAGUAUUGGUGUUGGUAAUAUUCGAGCAAGAUUUGAAAAUAUGAAAAAAGAACAAGAAGAAGAAGCUGCCAAACGUGUUGCUGAAGAAAGAAAUAAACGAGCUGUUACUGAUCAACACUCACAACAAAGACAACAAUCAACUAGUAAUGGUCAUGAUAAAGUUAAACAGCAAGAAAUACCAUCAACAACAUUCAAUCAACCAAUUCGUGAACCAUCUCCACCACCUGCUCCUCAACCUCAAACACCAUCAUUACCAGUAUCCAGUUCAACAAUAUAUGAAAAUCUUAGUAAUCAUUUUGAAACACAACGAUCAACAACAUAUGAAGAGAAACAAGAAGAACCAACUAGAUUUGUCAGUGGUGUUAAUGUAUCAUCAUUAUUACGGCAAAGAAAGACUUCAUCUUCAUCAUCGAAAAAUGAUGAUGAUGAAUGGGCUGAUCAUAGUGAAUCACAUAAUCAACAGCAAUUAUUUAGAAGAAGUCCAUCACCAAUACCAGCUACUCAAUCACAACAACCAUCAAAUAAUAAUAAUGAAGGUGUCAAAUGUAUUGCUCGUUAUAGUUACCAAAAAACUGAAGAUGAUGAAUUAGGUUUUGAAGAAAGUGAAAUUAUUACAAAUGUUCAAAAGAUGCAUGAUGAAUGGUGGUUUGGUAAAAUUGGUCAGAGAUCAGGUUUAUUUCCAGCUAAUUAUGUUGAAGAAAUAAAUUGA
This is a messenger RNA of Rotaria sp. Silwood1, 1521 nucleotides long. Lineage: Eukaryota; Metazoa; Rotifera; Eurotatoria; Philodinida; Philodinidae. The record is from the annotation of a GenBank genome assembly.